Stegodyphus dumicola is the source of this 2020-nucleotide messenger RNA. RefSeq names its product major facilitator superfamily domain-containing protein 6-like. The record is from RefSeq and is a predicted model, not a curated record. Gene Ontology annotation, cellular component: membrane. Lineage: Eukaryota; Metazoa; Arthropoda; Arachnida; Araneae; Eresidae.
CCAUCGUUGGUUUACGAUGAAGCAGCAUCUUCAGAAUUUAAUGUCUUAAGCAGUGGAUUUGAAACUUCAUUGGUUCUACAAACGAUUUGCAUUAGUUUAGCUGCAAAGGAAUUAUGGCACAGUUUUUAAAUAAUUUCAUUGCAAACUUGUUAAGUGGUGAUGACAAAAUUAAUAUGUUUCUAUUAUCAAAUGUGAUUUUGGACUUUCUUUCAUUUAAAUGAGAUUUGGAAUAACCGCUUUUAUCUUACAUCUUGUCCGUUUCUAAGCAUACCCAAGGAAGAGCAACAAAAAUGGCAGUCUGCGGUAACAUAAAUAAGAGGCUUUUGCCAAUGAAGAUGGUUAUGUUUGGAUGGUUUGGAGCCAGUGCAUGUGCUUUACCAUUUAUGACUGUCCAUAUGAAGGAGCUUGGAUUAACAGUUGAAGAAACAGCAAUUGUUUAUACCUUGUUACCCGUAACUCAGUUUCUUUCUUCACCAAUUGCAGGAUUUAUCGCUGAUAGACUAGGAAAAUACAGGAACGUGCUAUUGCUGUCUAUAAUAAUGACAAUCAUACUAGCUACAUGUCUACUGUACGUUCCUGCUGUAAAUAAAAAUUCACAUCCUAAAAUAUGGACUGUUAAAAUUGUAUGUGAUCACGAGAAUGUAACAGCUGAACGAUGUGAAAAUACUGCAGUUACUAAUGGUAUUGAAAACACGCAUUUAGAACCUUGUCAUUUUAACUGUAGUACUGCAACAAAGCUUAGUAAUAACUCCUGGUCCAUAACAUUUAACGUCACAAACAAAGUCAGUUCAGAAGAAUGUGAGUAUUAUGCAAGUUCAGUAUGUGCUUUGUCUAUCAAACCCAUCUCACCCAACUGCAGUAUUAUAUGCAAUGAGCUAAACACCACAGAAAGCAUGCCAUCUGACAACAUUAGAAAUGGACAGCAUUUAACGUUCUACCUUUAUUCAUUGGUAAGGAUUGUGUACAAUAUCUUCUCUGCCAUUGGAUUUACCCUUGUAAAUUCAUCGGCCUUGGCUCUUACCGAAACCGACACAGAAUUAGGAGAAUACGGAAGACAGAGGUUUUGGGCAAUAUUAGCGAUGGCAAUAUUCUCCCCACUAGCUGGAAUACUGGUAGACGUAAUUAGCACUGGAGAUAGAGUUAUCAACUAUGCUCCCGCAUUCCACACUCAUAAUAUUUUAGCAUUACUGACAGCUGUAGCAGUAUGGUAUUUGGAUUUUGAAAUGGAAGAUGCCCCUCAAAGCUAUAUUGAAACUUUCAAGAAUUUUUGGACAUUGAUAAGAAGUCCUUCCAUAUUUUUCUUGCUAUUAGUGUUAUUCUGGUUAGGAACAAUGUGGGGUUUCCUAGAGUCAUUUUUAUUCUGGUUUAUGCUAGAGCUGGGAAGCCCAACUUACAUGUUAGGCUUAACAAUUACUGUCGGUUCCUUAGUAGGUCUACCGUUUCUUCACUACGCAAGAUUCCUUGUAUCGAAGAUUGGAUACGCGAAUUUAGUGUCUGCGGCAGCUUUUAUGUACAUGAUCCGUUGUGUGGGAUGCUCAUACCUCGUAGAUCCUUGGUGGAUCAUGCCUUUCGAAGCUUUAGAAAUUUUUACGUACCAUCUAAUGUGGGUUGCAGCUGCAACAUACGCAGCUCAUCUGUCAUCACCUGGCCUUUUAGCAACUAUACAAGGAUUUAUUGAUGGCAUACAUUAUGGAGUUGGCCAAGGAUCCGGAAGCAUGAUUGGUGGAAGCCUAAUGAGUGUUUUGGGAUCUCGACAAGCUUUCAGAGUGAUGGGUGGAAUUUCGGGUUUAGUCGCUCUUACGUAUUCUUUUUUACAUUUAGUUUGGCUUAGAAAAGAAAGCGCGCAGCCUCAGUCAAGACGAGCUUCAAUAAAAAGCUUCGGUAGCCACAAAUAUGGUAAGAUUUAGAAUAUAUUUUCGUACUUUCUGUUUUAAAUUAACCGUCAUUCUGAUGUUUAUUCUGAGACAUGGUAUUUAGAAACAAAUACUAUCGAACUGAAAAAAAAAAAAAAAAAAAAAAA